Tribolium castaneum (red flour beetle) is the source of this 1998-nucleotide messenger RNA. It is a transcript of the gene polo, whose product is annotated as polo. The record is from RefSeq and is a predicted model, not a curated record. Gene Ontology annotation, molecular function: ATP binding; protein binding; protein serine/threonine kinase activity. NCBI's taxonomy places the organism in Eukaryota, Metazoa, Arthropoda, Insecta, Coleoptera, Tenebrionidae. Gene Ontology annotation, cellular component: centrosome; spindle pole; cytoplasm. The coding region runs from base 136 to 1842 and encodes 568 amino acids. The transcript is spliced from 7 exons. Gene Ontology annotation, biological process: mitotic spindle organization; protein phosphorylation.
UCCAAUCAGCCAAUCAGCUGCCGGCGUUUGAAAUCUUCUCAACUGCCAAAAGUUUUUCAAGCCGUGGUGGAUGCUUGCCGUAAAAACCCAACCAAACGCAAUAACUGUGAAUAAAACUAGGAGUAAUUAGUGAAAAUGUCGAAAGUGGACGAUUAUGUCGUAGUUCCCGACUAUAUAUACGACGAGAACACGAAAAUUAGGUACAAAAAGGGGCAGUUCUUCGGCAAGGGCGGAUUUGCAAAAUGCUACGAAAUUACGAAUGUGGCCAACAGCCAAACGUUCGCCGGGAAAGUCGUCUCGAAAAAGCUGAUAGUCAAGGAAAACCAGAAGGAGAAAAUGACUCAGGAGAUACAGAUACACAAGUCGUUGAAACACAAAAAUAUUGUCGGUUUUUAUAGUUUUUUCGAGGAUACGGACAAUAUUUAUAUAGUUUUGGAGCUGUGCAGAAAGCGGUCUAUGAUGGAGUUGCAAAAGCGCCGAAAAAUGCUCACCGAGCCCGAAACUCGCUUCUACAUGCGUCAAAUCCUGAACGGAGUAAGUUACCUCCACCAGAGGCGCAUCAUCCACCGCGAUCUCAAACUCGGCAAUCUCUUCCUCAACGAUGAACUGACGGUGAAAAUCGGCGAUUUUGGUUUAGCCGCAACGAUAGAAUACGAAGGCGAACGCAAAAAAACCCUUUGUGGUACUCCGAACUAUAUCGCACCGGAAAUCCUCCAAAAGAAGGGCCACUCAUUCGAAGUGGACAUCUGGUCCAUCGGGUGCAUCAUGUACACACUCCUGGUGGGCAAACCACCGUUUGAGACACGUUCGCUUAAAGAAACGUACUCAAGGAUUAAGAAAUGCGAAUAUCAUUUCACGACGACUAUUUCUCCAGCGGCGAAGAGCAUGAUUAUGCUCAUGUUGCAGUCAGAUCCGAAAUCGCGUCCAAAAGUAACCGAAUUGCUACAACACCCGUUUAUUACCGAUGGGUAUUGUCCGUCUUCGUUGCCGGUCAGUAGUCUGACGAUGGCACCCAGGUUCCAGAAAUAUGACGUGUCGAUGAGGAAACCGCUUAGUGGAAUCAACAACGGUGACGCGGUGGCGAAUCCGGAACUGCGAGCGCAGCAGGAUUCGAUAACGGCGCAUCUGACUGGUGCCCCCAAUCACCACAUGUUCGACGCUAAGGAGAAUUUUGUCACAUUGCGAAAUAUGUUGGGACGUCUUUUGAAAAUAAAACCGGCGAAAAACCACGUCUUCCUCGACGAGAUGACGGACCCAGCGGCCCAACCCAUGAUCUGGGUGUCGAAAUGGGUCGAUUACUCGGACAAGUACGGCUUUGGCUACCAACUCUCUGACGAAUGCGUUGGUGUUAUGUUUAACGACACCACCAAGCUCAUUAUGCUUCCGAACGGAAUAAACGUCCACUACAUUGAUAAAAACGGGGACGAGGUUUACAUGACCAUGGACAACUACCCCCGAAGCUACGACAAAAAAAUGAAGUUGUUGUCGUAUUUCAGUCGUUACAUGCGAGAGCAUUUGAUCAUGACGGGGGCGUCGGUGGUGCGGGAGGUGGAUUCGCUGUCAAGGACGCCCCAUUUGCACCAAUGGUGCCGGUCCACGUCGGGGGUUCUCAUGCAGUUGAACAACGGAACGGUGCAGAUGAACUUCAGCGAUCACACCAAGAUCAUUAUGUGCCCUCUGAUGGCCGCCAUCACCUACAUAGACGAGGAGAAGCAGUUUAGGACCUUUAGAUUUUCCUCGCUCGAAACUAACGGCUACAAUAUCGCUCUCUACGAAAAAAUGCGAUACGCUUACGAUAAAAUUUCCCUGUUGUUGAAUCCCGAAAACAAUUACAUGAAUUGAGCAGAACUGCCCUUUAUUUCUUGUUAGACUGCCAGUGGGAUUAAUGGAAAUAAUUUAUUUCGUUUAAGGAUCGACAAGUCCGUGUACUUUUCUUAUACAUAGUUAUUACUUUUUUAUAAUUUUUGUAUUUUGUCUCUAUAAACAUGUUACAUUGCA